This is a messenger RNA of Hevea brasiliensis (rubber tree), 2432 nucleotides long. Its product is annotated as putative pentatricopeptide repeat-containing protein At1g12700, mitochondrial. Gene Ontology annotation, molecular function: protein binding. The transcript is spliced from 2 exons. Bases 84 to 1913 code for a protein of 609 amino acids. Lineage: Eukaryota; Viridiplantae; Streptophyta; Magnoliopsida; Malpighiales; Euphorbiaceae. The record is from RefSeq and is a predicted model, not a curated record.
ACAGAAAUCUAUAAAUUACAGAUAAUUGCUUAACACUCUCUCUUUCGCCCUAAACAUACAGAGCCGUCUCUCUUUCUCUGAAGAUGAUAAUGUCGGCGCGGAGGAUUUUCACAACUACUGAGAGGUUCUUCCGCUUUCAACUGCAAACGGAAAUGGGUAUCAUUCAAUCUCCAUCCUUAUUAUUUACCAAUUACUUCCAUUCUUCUGCUUCCACGCAUAAUCCUAAAGAUGCAAAAUCUCAACGUUUCUUGAGAUCUAAGUUCAAUUCUUCUUCUUUUAGGGACGUUGAUGAUGCCUUAGCUUUCUUUAAUCAUAUCAUUCUUUUGCGUCCUCUGCCUUCUAUUGUUCAAUUUUGUCGAUUUUUAUCUGCUCUUGUGGGAAUGAAACAAUAUCACACGGUUAUUUCUUUGUCCAGAACAAUUGAGUCUCUAGGAAUCUCACACGAUAUUUACUCUCUUUCUAUAUUGAUUAACUGUUUCUGCCGCUUACACCUUGUGAAUUUUGGCUUCUCAAUUCUGGGGAAAAUUAUCAAAUUUGGAUUGGAGCCCAAUACUGUGACAUUUACUACCUUAAUUAAAGGGCUCUGUAUAGAUGGUAAAAUCAAUGGAGCAGUAGAUUUUUUCAAUGAUAUGGUUGCUGGAGGUUAUCAACCUGAUGUUCAUACCUACAAUGUGAUAGUAAAUGCUCUUUGUAAAUGUGGGAAAACAAAUGUGGCUAUUGAGUUGCUAAAGGGAAUGGUUGAGAGAGGUUGUGAGCCAGAUGUUGUGACAUACAAUGCAAUUGUGGACGCUCUUUGCAAGGAUAAGCUAGUUAUUGAGGCUUUAGACCUCUUCUCUCAAAUGAGGAAUAAAUGUAUUUCACCUAAUGUUGUCACUUACACCUGCUUAAUUCAAGGUCUUUGCAAUUUAGGCAAAUGGAAUCAAGCUUUGGCCUUGUUGAAAGAAAUGGCGGGGCAAAACAUAUCACCAAACAUUAUUACCUUCAGUAUAUUGAUUGACAAUCUUUGCAAGGAAGGACUGGUUUCAAAAGCUCAAGAAAUAAUGAAAAUAAUGAUCCAACAAGGGGUGAAGCCUGAUGUUGUCACUUACAAUUCUUUGAUGGACGGAUUUUGUCUGUGUAACCAAAUGGAUGAAGCUACAAAAUUAUUUGAUCAUAUGGUAAGCAGUGGCAUAGCUGAUGUCUUUAGCUACAACAUCUUGAUUAAUGGAUACUGCAAGAGCAAAAGGAUAGAUGAAGCAACAAAACUUUUUGAUGAAAUGAUUAAAACUAGUUUAGUUCCCAACUUUGUUACUUAUACUACUCUUAUUAAGGGAUUGUGGGAAGCAGGGCGACCUGGAAUUGCACUAGAAGUUUUCAAGAACAUGUGUUCUCAUGGUCAGCAGCCAGAUAAAGUGACUUUUUCAAUCAUUCUUGAUGGCUUGUGCAAACAAGGGUAUCUUGAUGAGGCACUCACACUAUUUAAAGCGAUGGAAAAAAGUCGGUUGAAGGUUAAUUGUGUGAGCUAUAGCAUUUUGAUUAAUGGUAUGUGUAGAGCUGGGAGGCUUACUGAUGCCAAGGAAUUGUUUUCUAGGCAUUUUGAAAAAGGCUUACAGCCUAAUGUUUAUACAUAUAGUACAAUAAUAAAAGGCCUUUGCAAAGAAGGAUUAUUAGAUGAAGCAUACAAAGUUUUUAGAGGAAUGGAAAAGAGCGGAUGUUUACCGAAUGGUUGCUGUUAUAAUGUGAUUAUUCAAGGGUUUCUCAGGCAUAAAGAUGUAGCAAAGGCAACACUACUUAUUGAUGAAAUGGUUGAUAAAGGAUUCUCUGCAGAUGCCACCACCUUCGAAUUGGUAAUACAUUUGUCGCGCAAUGACGAUCUCAUUCUGAGAAAACUACGAAAUCGUUCCAAAUGUUCUAAAGAUGCAAAUUUUAAGUGAUAUUUUAACAAUCAAGACUUGCACAACAGAUGGACGAGGUUUUUCACCCUUUUUCCAUACAGGAAAUCAGUGCAUGUUGUGGUUUUUAUCUUGCAAGCAUUUUGUGAUUCCAUAAUCACAAUUAAUAAUGUGCCUAUUCCCUAAUUUGCAACUUUCUGCAUUAUUUUCUGCUUGAUGAUGCAACUGCAAAAAGUAGAAAGUGGAUUGACGGAAAAAAGAAGAAGAAGAAGAAGAAGAAGAUAGUUAUGGGUCCAUGGCUAGGUUUAAAGGAUGGAAAAACAAAAAAAAAAAAAGAAGGGAAGAGAGGGGAGGGGGGGUGGGCGUGUGUAAGCUGUAGACAGCUAGACAGUUGAAGUAGAAACAUAAAAAUUGCCAUAUUGGAGUUAAAAGAAAGUGAAUCUUCCAAAAAAUGUUGGAAUGUAUUAUACAUAGAAUUUGGGUAGUAGAUACUUACAUUAUAGGUGUUAGUGAUUUAUGUUCAAAUGGUUGCUAAUAAUGGAAUGAUAUUUUUUGAUAUAA